Molecule: messenger RNA, 3249 nt
Organism: Diaporthe amygdali
Lineage: Eukaryota; Fungi; Ascomycota; Sordariomycetes; Diaporthales; Diaporthaceae
Exons: 6
Coding region: 1-3249 (1082 amino acids)
Biological process (GO): carbohydrate metabolic process
Source: RefSeq, a predicted model, not a curated record
AUGGUUUCCGUGCGUGCGACAAUUAUCUCUGCGACUGCCCUGGCGGCACUUAUCCAAUAUUGCCCAGCUCCAUUUGCCCCAGCCAUUCCCGCAGCGAUUACAGCCGGCAUGACCGGCGUCAGGGUUAUCGUGGGAGUUAUUCGUGUUGCGAGGGGCGGCGUAAAGGCGGCCCGUAAAAUCGACAAGUUGACUGAUGACGAUGACGAAGAUGAAGAUGAAGGGGAGAACGAAAAGCGCGGUUUUCAAGAUCUGCAUGUCAUACGAACCUUUAAUCGCGUUCACCAUAUCGCGGCGCGCCAGGACCCCAAUCAGCGGGCUUGGCAGUUAUGCCACGACCAGUUGACCAAUGCGACAGUCGAGUUUUCUGGGCCCGCCGAAGGUGAGGUCCUCGCCAAGGGGCUGCCUCCCGCGUGCAUGACGCUCUCGGGCGUCCUCACCGGCGAGUACAACGAGGGUAACCCGGUGCCCCAAGGUGUUGACUCGAUUCUCUUCACGGGUCUCUCCGACGAAAGUGUGCAAGAGAUCCAGGAUGCACUUGACAAGAAGCAGAGUAAGAACUCAGAUGUCUUGGCCGUCGGAAAAUACCGAGAGCCGCAAAGCUGGUUCAGCCGUCAAUCCGCUAUCGAAACCUUUUGUGUAAACAUCCCAGCAUCUCGUGAGAUUGGACUAAUUAGCGUAGCAAUCGGAUCAGUCAUGCCGGGUAUCUUUAAUGUGCACCCACUUCGGGAACGACAUCCGGAGGCAGGCAGGAAGGCAUCACUAGUCGCUCUGGCGACUCUCACGAGCUCUGAACUGUAUCAGGAGAUCCGAGUGGGUAAUGAGUCUCAGAUGGUAAGGCGCCCAUCGCUCCACUAUACCCAGUUCCUCAUUGAAGUAUCGAGCUCAAAACUCAGCCCGCGCCGGCUUCUCCGGGCAUUCGCCUUGGGAACUUCCGCGCUUGUCGGUAGCGGUACCAUGACGGUGGGAGUCUUAGCAGAUGCGCCGGCCGACCAAGGUCCCGGAGGCACGGCACCAGUCCGACCAUUCCGACUGGAUCAGGUCAAACUCGGCAACGGCUUGCUGCAAGAGAAGCGUGAUAGAAUCAAGGGGUUCUUGGAUGUCUACGACGAGCGGCAAUUUAUGGUUCUUUUCAACAAUCAAGCCGGGCGCCCCAACCCAGACGGUGUAUCCCCCCCUGGCGGAUGGGAGGAUGGUGGACUACUCAGCGGGCAUUGGACAGGUCACUACAUGACGGCUCUUUCUCAAGCAUACGCUGAGAAGGGCGAAGAAGCUUUCAAAACCAAGCUCGACUGGCUGGUCAAUGAGCUGGCUGCUUGUCAGCGUGCCAUCACUGCGCGAAUCAACGGCAGCACCGGUGCAGGUGAUGACGCUCAAUGGAUUCCCACAUAUCCAGGAUACUUGGGUGCGCUCCCAGAGGACACGGUGCUGAGGCUUGGUCCGCCUCGUUGGGCUGUCUAUGGCAGCAACCUCAGCACCAACACUUGGGCGCCCUGGUACACACAGCACAAAAUCAUGCGAGGACUGCUGGAUGCAUACUACAACACGAACAAUACACAAGCUCUUCAGGUCGUGGAAAAGAUGGCCGAUUGGGCGUACCUUGCGCUGACCAUAGGUGACAAGAACCAUCCUGACUAUACGGGCAAUCUGACCAGGGACGACCUAAACUACAUGUGGGACCUGUAUAUCGGCGGUGAAUUUGGUGGAGCCAACGAGGUCUUUCCAGAGAUCUACCAAUUGACCGGCGACGAGCGCCAUUUGCAAACUGCCAAAGCUUUUGACAACCGGGAGUCGCUGUUUGGAGCAGCCGUAGACGACCAGGACAUCCUAGUUGUGACGCCAGACCACAUACCAGGCCGUCGCCGCAAGCAGCGCCUCCAUGCCAACACGCAUGUCCCACAAUUCACCGGUUACUUGAGGAUUUUCGAGCAAGGUGGAGGUGAGGACUACUUCACCGCGGCCAAGAAUUUCUACGGCUGGGUAGAGCCUCACCGUGGCUUCGCGACAGGAGGGACAGGCGGAACUUUUCCUGGAUCUGACACCAAUGCUGAGCUGUUUCAGAACCGGGACAAUAUCGCCAAUGCCAUCGCUUCCAACGGCGCCGAGACAUGCACGACGUACAACCUGCUAAAGCUGGGGCGUAACCUCUUCAUGCACGAGCACAAUGCAACCUACAUGGACAAUUACGAGCGUGGCUUGUUCAAUAUGAUCGCAGGAUCGCGUGACGACACAGACAGCGGCAGCGACCCUCUGCUCACCUACUUCCAGCCACUCAGUCCUGGUACACCGCGCGACUUUGGCAACACCGGCACCUGCUGCGGUGGUACGGGAAUGGAGAGUCAUACCAAGUAUCAAGAGACAGUCUACUUGCGCUCCGCCGAUGGAUCCACGCUCUGGGUCAACUUGUACGUCCCGUCCACACUGACGUGGGAGGAUAAGGGCUUCACAGUCGAGCAGGAGACAGCUUUCCCGCGUGAGGGCAGUGCAAAGUUCACCGUGAACGGACAAGGCCCGCUGGAUAUCAACUUAAGGGUGCCGGCCUGGGUCCGCAAGGGAUACCAAAUCACCAUCAACGGAGAGGCCCAGACAGGCGAGGAGGCACAGCCCGGCACAUACCUGACCCUGAGCCGGAGCUGGACCGCAGGCGACGUGAUCGAGGUCAAGAUGCCCUUCACAAUCCGCACCGAGCGCGCGCUGGACCGCCCAGAUACCCAGGCCAUCAUGUGGGGGCCAGUGCUGCUUCAGACCCUCGGCACGCCGAGUGGCAGCAACGACACCUUCUGGCAUUUGUCGCUGUACCAGCACCUCAAGCUCGAUGGCGACUACUCGCGCGCGGCCAUUAUACAGUCCGGAAAGAACGCGGCCGGCGACCCGCUCUUCACCACUCAGGGCGGCAACCUGACCGUGCGGCCAUACUACAUCAGCGACGCGCAGCCCGUGUCGUCGUACUUCCGUCGUGUCGAGCCGGCCGUCGUCUUUGGGUCCAUUGCCACUGGCGUGGCAAACCGCAAGCGCAACGACGGGCUGCCCAACUAUGAUGUGCCUGUCUCGGGCAUUGCGUCGCCAGGUACCGAUGGGCCAACGUUCCUUGAUUUGGUGUGGGACCAGGCACCGUUUGCUACUCAUGACGCAUUUGUGAAGGCGGUUACCUCCACAGCGGACAGCUUCGUUGCGGCUGGGGUAUACACGGCGAAAGAGCGCGAUGUGAUCGUGGCAAAGGCUGGCGAGGCGGAACAGGAACUGGCUCCGUAG